Pogona vitticeps (central bearded dragon) is the source of this 1743-nucleotide messenger RNA. Lineage: Eukaryota; Metazoa; Chordata; Lepidosauria; Squamata; Agamidae. The record is from RefSeq and is a predicted model, not a curated record.
AUGGUGCGGGUAGGAAACGGGACUUCCGGCAGCGUGGGGGGCUCCCUUAGCGGCAGGAUCGCAGCCGGAACCGCCGCCGCCGCCGCCGCCGUCCUCCCUCCGUCCUCCCUCCUCUCGACCGUCUGGGCUCCGCGGAGCCAGGGGGCAGAAGCUCAGUCCGUGUUGCAACCCACAACAAGAUUGUCACCUUGCUGUCUCCGGAGGGGAUGCGGAGGUCUGUGCUCACUCCUCCUUUUGUGUUUGCACUCAGUUGAAGCAGCAGCCCAAAGCAGUGGUGGCCUCACAGCUGGAAGCCAGCUGGGGGCCCCAGAGACCCGUCUGACCAGGAAGCAGUGGAGGAACCGCCAAACCAACAAGCGCCGGCAGAAGAACAAGUUUCGGGCUGGAGCGGGGAUUGGUUCAGAGGCCAAGGGAGUAGGUCUGGACCAGCCUUGUGUGGGAGCCCCAAGCGAGGAGCCUGCUGGUGAUCAGGGAGAACAGGACCCCUCGGCAUCCAUGGCCACGGAGCUCCCCACCAGUCGGGCCGCCUCCCUACGGCAGCGCCUGGAGGAGCGCCUGGAUUCUGCCCGCUUCCGGUACAUCAACCAGCAGCUCUACACCUGCUCCAGUCAAGAGGCAGCCCAACUUUUUCAGGAGGACCCCGAGGCCUUGGCCGUCUAUCACCGGGGCUUUGCCCGGCAAGUGGCCCGCUGGCCAGAGAAGCCGGUGCAGCACUUUGUGCGCUACCUGCGUAACAGGCCAGCAUCACUGGUGGUAGCAGACUUUGGCUGUGGGGAUUGCACUCUGGCACGCAGCCUACGGAACAAGGUGCAUUGCUUUGACCUGGUUGCUCUGGACCCACAAGUCACCGUAUGUGACAUGGCUCAGGUCCCCUUGGAAGCAGAAUCAGUGGACGUGGCUGUCUUCUGCCUGGCCCUCAUGGGUACCAAUCUGUGUGAGAUCCUGGAGGAGGCCAACCGUGUGCUGCGUGUUGGGGGGACCCUGCUGGUGGCCGAGGUGGCCAGUCGCUUCCCGGACGUGCGAGCCUUCGUGGGGGCGCUGGCCCAGCUGGGCUUCAGGGAGCUGAAGGGUUUCGCCUCGCUGGAGGACCUGCUGCGCGUCAAGGGCGUCACGGCCCGGAUCCUGGAGCUCAACCGCCCGCGGGUCACCGUCUCGCCUCCACCCGAGCAGCCGCCCCUCGUGCCUCCCGUCGCGGCGGCCGUCGCCACAGAGGGAGCGCCCCGGAGGAGCGCCCGUGAGCCGCCGACGCCCGUGGACGAGCGGGAGGCGGCGGCGGCGGAGGAAGAGGAAGAGGAGCGGGCGCCUCGAGGGUCCAGCCCCGGGUUCCCCUCGCGGGGCUCCGCGGACUCGGAGGAGGAUGGCGAGAGCAGCGACGGGGACAGCGAGGAGGCGUCCGGCGGCGACGUCUACUUCUACUACACGGUGGACGAGCGCUGGAUCGACUACCUGGAGCGCACCGAGGGCGGCGGCAGCGGCGGCGGGGGCUUCGUCCGCCACCACACCCGGCCCAAGGUGAGCGCCUCGGCGGCGGAGGUGGGGGGAGGGAGGCGGCCCCUCCCCUCCCCUCCAGGGAGGAUCCCGCUGCAAGGUGCCUGGGCCCGAUCUGGGUUCCUUAGAGAGGUGGACCAAGACAGCUCCCUGGUCAGUGAUGGAGAGCAGCCCGUUUCCACCUCGCUUGCGCCGCUUGGCCAGGAACCCAAUAGAGGAGGAGGAGGAGGAGGAGAGGCCAAACCUGCCUUGUGA